AUGCUUUAUAAAUAGCUAUGGUGGUAUAGUCAAAGUGCACCACCAAAGAUCUCCUUUCUUGUCUUAUCUAAUAUUUCCAAUUCCAAGCAAUGGCUCCAACAAUUGCUACACCAAUCACCGAUUCCGCAGAUAUCGCAAACUUUGUUAUAAGCAAAGGAAAUGGAGUGAAGGGUCUCUCUGAAAUGGGACUCGAAUGCCUUCCCCAACGAUUUAUCCAACCCCUAGAAGAAAGGAUCAGUUUCAGCAACAUCAUGCCUCAAGAGUCCAUACCCAUCAUUGACAUGUCAAACUGGAACGACCCAAAAGUUGCAGAAUCAAUCUGUGAUGCAGCAGAGACAUGGGGUUUCUUUCAGAUUAUUAACCAUGGGGUGCCCAUUGAAGUGCUUGAGAAUGUGAAGGAUGCAACCCAUUUGUUCUUUGGGUUGCCAGCUGAGGACAAGAAGAAGUUCCUAAAAGAGAAUUCACCUUCAAAAAAUGUGCGGUUUGGAACCAGCUUUUCUCCUAAAGCAGAGAAGGCUCUUGAAUGGAAGGAUUACCUCAGCCUCUUCUAUGUUUCUGAGGAUGAGGCCUCUGCAUCAUGGCCUUCCGUCUGCAAGGAUCAAGUGCUGGAAUACAUGAAGAGCUCUGAAGUUGUUAUCAAACGGCUAUUAGAGGUGCUAAUGAAGAGAUUAAAUGUGAACGAAAUCGAUGAGAUGAAAGAAUCACUAUUGAUGGGUUCAAAGAGAAUCAACCUUAACUACUAUCCCAUUUGUCCUAAUCCCGAGCUCACGGUGGGAGUAGGCCGUCAUUCCGAUGUCUCAACCCUCACUAUCUUGCUUCAAGAUGAGAUUGGUGGACUUUAUGUGCGAGGAAAAAAUGAUAGCUGGAUCCAUGUUCCACCUAUAAGUGGCUCGCUCGUUAUCAAUGUUGGUGAUGCACUUCAAAUAAUGAGUAAUGGAAGAUACAAGAGCAUUGAGCACCGUGUGCUUGCCAAUGGAAGCCAGAACAGGAUUUCGGUUCCCAUCUUCGUGAAUCCAAAGCCAUAUGAGAUAAUUGGUCCUUUCCCAGAAAUGCUCGCCGGAGGGGAGAAAGCAGCAUAUAGGCAAGUUCUGUAUUCGGAUUAUGUGAAGCAUUUUUUCGGGAAGGCUCAUGAUGGGAAGAACACGGUUGAGUUUGCAAAAAUAUGAUUUUUUUUAUGGGGUGUUGUGCGUUGUUCUAUUGUCAUCGAGAUCAUUGGUAUGAAAUAAGACUCGUGCUUUAAGGACUAGAAUCCUUUCAAGAUGGUAGAUUGUACUUUGUGGGGUGUUGUGCGUUAUUCUAUUGUCUUCGAGAUCAUUGGUAUGAAAUAAGACUCGUGCUUUAAGGACUACGAAUCCUUUCAA
Molecule: messenger RNA, 1361 nt
Organism: Juglans microcarpa x Juglans regia
Lineage: Eukaryota; Viridiplantae; Streptophyta; Magnoliopsida; Fagales; Juglandaceae
Product: feruloyl CoA ortho-hydroxylase F6H1-2-like
Exons: 2
Coding region: 90-1166 (358 amino acids)
Source: RefSeq, a predicted model, not a curated record